Molecule: messenger RNA, 654 nt
Organism: Maudiozyma barnettii
Lineage: Eukaryota; Fungi; Ascomycota; Saccharomycetes; Saccharomycetales; Saccharomycetaceae
Gene: SPP381
Product: U4/U6-U5 snRNP complex subunit SPP381
Exons: 1
Coding region: 1-654 (217 amino acids)
Source: RefSeq, a predicted model, not a curated record
AUGUCUAACAGUGAAGACGUCUCUUCAAACGAUUACAAUUCAUCUGAUGAUUUAGACUCGAGCUCUGACGAGGAAAUUGUUUUACAUAAACCUAUAUUCUUAAAACGUAAAGGAAAGGAUAUCAAACUAGACGAUUCUAGAAAGGAUUCAAAAUUAGUUAAAGUUCAAAAACUUGAUAAUUCUCAAGAUCAAUUAAUGAACAGAAUUCAUUUUGAAAAUGAUCAAGCAAAUAAAAGAGAUGAACUUAAUUCACAAAUCACCAAUGAUUAUACUACGGACAAAGAUAUACUUCGUCGUACAAUGCUACUAAAUGAUGAUGAUACAAUUGAUCCAGAAUACGAAAGACAAGAAUGGUUGAAAAGAGAAAAAAUGAGAGAAAACCGUCAUAGAGAUAAACUUGUGAAAAAACAAUUAGAGUUCGAGAAUAAAGAAGCAAAUAAAUUAAAAUCGAAUGAAAAAGGUAACAAGGAUCUAGAAUCCCAAAGUACUGACUUGAAUAUCACAAAAUCAGACCUUCUUUCAAAAACUGUGAAGAAAUCAGAUCUGGAUCUCUCAAAAAAGUACAAACCCCAAGUUGCUCGAGACCAAAACUUUGGAACAUCUAAUGGAUUAAAUGAAGAUUCAAAGACUGAGAACGAAUAUUCUAUAUUAUAA